This is a messenger RNA of Oncorhynchus masou masou (cherry salmon), 2920 nucleotides long. RefSeq names its product zinc finger protein 750 (gene znf750). Gene Ontology annotation, biological process: epidermis development; positive regulation of transcription by RNA polymerase II. The record is from RefSeq and is a predicted model, not a curated record. Gene Ontology annotation, cellular component: nucleus. The transcript is spliced from 3 exons. Lineage: Eukaryota; Metazoa; Chordata; Actinopteri; Salmoniformes; Salmonidae. The coding region runs from base 182 to 2443 and encodes 753 amino acids. Gene Ontology annotation, molecular function: promoter-specific chromatin binding; DNA-binding transcription activator activity, RNA polymerase II-specific; RNA polymerase II cis-regulatory region sequence-specific DNA binding.
AAGACCUCACAGACAGGAAGUCAGAUCAACACUCAUCACAGACCAGGCAGCAGAGCACACACACAUUUGGGACACUACUGGAGACACGGUCGCAGAACCACUGGCCGGUGCUCCCACACUCUGCAACAGGCGUCCUCACAAACAGAGCAGUGAAACUGCACACACACACACCAGAUCCAAAAUGCUCAGCGUUCAGGAGCGCAAGCCCAAGAGGCCUCACUACAUCCCACGGCCCCCAGGCAAGCCCUACAAGUACCAGUGUUUCCAGUGCCCGUUCACCUGCAACGAGAAGUCUCACCUGUUCAACCACAUGAAGUACAACCUCUGUAUGAAUUCUAUCUCACUGGUGUCUCAGAAAGGAGGCCACGCAGGGAGGCAGACCAAGACCCCUGGCCCAGCCAACCACAAACUGGCAUCUUUAACCCUGAAAGACAAAUCAGGGCCACUUCCUGUGGAGCGGCUCAUGACCCCUGAGGGUCACAGAGGAGGAGUGGAGAACAGGAGAGAAGAGAAGGAGGAGGAGAGGGAGGAGGAGAGGGAGGAGAGAGAGGAGGAGAAAGAGGAGAGAGAGGAUGAGAAGGAGGAGGAGAGAGAGAAGGAGAAGAGAGAGGAGGCGUGUGGGAGUCCAGUCAGGAAAGACAUUCAGAUCAAAUCAGACACAAAGGAACUCAAAGAGGCCAAGGCUUUGCCACGCCCGUCAGCCUUCUCCCAAGUCACACCCAAUCGGGAGAACCCAGAGGUCGCGCUAAAGUCGUCCCACAACCAAUCAGGGGAGCCGUCUCUGACUCCGCCCAUGCCAUCAUUCCAUAACCCCACCUUCGCCUGGGGCCCAAUGGCAGCAGCCUCCAUGCCGCUGAAGCCCCUCCCACCUCACAUAAUACCUGAGUACCCUCCCUACCUGUUUCCUGAUCGCCACCCGGCCCACCACCCCCUCUACCAGCCCUACUUCAUCCCAGGGACACAUCACCUUUCUGGGCCAAACUCCCAGACCUACCGGCCUAGCUUCCUGGAGACCCCACAAAGACCUGUGAUACCCAUGAACCCGGACCACUCCCACCCAUCUCUCAUCCCUCCAUACCCCUACAGAUAUGGUCUCCCCCUGCCCUAUGGCCUGUACCGACCCGCGGACCACCACCACCCACACCCCAUCCCUCUCCCAGGCUCCAGGUACUUUCCUCUGGAUGUGUACGACCCAAGACCAGGCCCCGGCCUGGGACCUAGGGACUAUGACUUUUACCUCCACCCCAGGCUCCACGGUGAACCCCACAGCAGACCCACGGAGGAAGGGACCAGCCAGGUGGAGCAGAGCAGAGACAAGCCCACCAGGCUGAGCCCCAUGGAGGGGUGUUCUGCCUUGGGCUCCCCUGACAGACCCAGCCCUCCACACCCCUUCACCCAGAGAGACACUACGGAGGGUUCCAGAUGUACCGUCCUGGGGGAACUACAGCCUGUCAACCAAUCAGGAGGGCCAGAGCCAGCCUCUCAGCCAACCAGAGUAGAGCCGAGCAAAAAGGACGCACCACAGAGCUUGAUGACGCACAUGGAAAGAGGGUCGGCAGCCAACCGUGCAGAGCACUCCACCUCUGCCGAAAGCAACGACUCCUCAUCUGAACGAGAUGGUGAAGAUGAUAACGAUGAUGAUGAAGAUACUGAGAAAGAUUUGAUGCCCCUGAACCUCUCCAAAAAGGACCAGGAGUCAGACCUCUUCUCCAGCAGGGGGAGCUGUCCUGAAACAGGGCACCCGGAGGAGGACCUGCCACUGAACCUGAGCCUUAGGGCCACACCAGGCAACCCAGACCACUGCUCCAAAAUGGCCACCUUAAUCGCAGUGGAUCUCAGUCAACAGGGCUCCAUCCCAGCUCCCACCCAAACAGACAAGGAGCCCAGUGACCAACAGAGACAGACUGCAGCCCUGGCUCUCUGCCAGCUGGCUAGCUCCUCCUCUUCCUCCAGCCUCAGCUCUAUGGCAGCAGACAGUCCGUCAGUACGCCCAACAGGCUGCCCCUGUCUCCCAACAACCACAGCCCUCACCAGAGAGGCGAAACACACAACCACAGCCCUCGCCAGAGAGGUGAAACACACAACCACAGGCCUCACCAGAGAGGUGAAACACACAACCACAGCCCUCACCAGAGAGGUGAAACACACAACCACAGCCCUCACCAGAGAGGUGAAACACACAACCACAGGCCUCUCCAAGGAGGUGAAACACACAACCACAGGCCUCUCCAAGGAGGUGAAACAGGAACACACAGCCGAGAGCCAGACUGACCAGUCUAGUAGCAACGUUAGGGGGGUGAAGAGAGCUGCCAGGGGAGAGAGCCAGCUCCCAGCCAGGAAAAACACCAGGCUUCCAGCCCCUCACAAACAGAGACAGACUAAGAGGGUGGUGAAGGAGACAGGAGGAGGGAGAGCACUGAGGAGGAGACCUCUCUGCUGCUGAACACCAAGUGACAGUUGAACCAAUACCCAUCCAACAGACAACAGGAAGUCCACAGUGGCUCAAAACCCUCACGGACUCUAGUCUAGGACCAGGAUGUAAAGGAGUAAAGUGGAGCUGUACAGUUGAACCUCCACGGACACGCCCCUGUCGGUCUAUAGGACGAUCAAAUGUUUACCAAGCACUAAAAGCAAGACUGGUGUUUUAAACCAACAUGUGAUGGUGUCUCCGGUAGGCUGCAGGGAAAACCUCUUUUCAGAAAACCCUCCUCACCUGCACUGACUUGACCCAAAUAGCCUUUCAUAUAAAAUGUUAACCCUUCACAUCUGAUCACAGAACGCUGUAUAGAACAAGGGUGGAACUAUUUAAGUGACUAUAAUAUGUUGUAUACUACAAGGUGCAUGGUGGUGAGAAGUUGUAUAUAUUUAAUACAGUCCUAAAAAGCAAUACCAAAAUAAAAUCUGUCCAUGUUUAUCCCAA